Messenger RNA from Fusarium tjaetaba, 1134 nucleotides. Its product is annotated as polysaccharide export (CAP59). The transcript has 3 exons. The record is from RefSeq and is a predicted model, not a curated record. NCBI's taxonomy places the organism in Eukaryota, Fungi, Ascomycota, Sordariomycetes, Hypocreales, Nectriaceae. Bases 1 to 1134 code for a protein of 377 amino acids.
AUGGUCUCGCAUACGAACCGCCUCUACCUUCGUCGCCUCCUACGCUCACGCUUUCCCAAGAUAGUCUUCAUCCUCGUCGUCAUAAUCAACGUUCUCGAUGUCCUUCGAAUCCAUAGGAACCUCCUCGAUGCCGAUCGCACACCAGCCCCGAAGCUCUCGCAGCCUCCCGGGCGCAUCUAUAUCGCAAGCAUGCACUUCAACAACGAGCGCGUAAUCAGGGAUCACUGGGGUCCUGCGGUGAUAGAACUUGCAAAGCUUUUCGGGCGAGAGAAUGUCUUUGUUAGUGUGUUUGAGAGCGGGAGCUGGGACAAUACUAAAAGGGAGCUGCAUCACAUGGAUCAGGAGCUCGAGAGACUAGGAGUUCCCCAUCGUGUGGAGAUGUCGGAUGUCACGCAUAAAGAUGAGAUUGAGAAUCCAAAUAAGGGAGAAGGCUGGAUCGACACACCUAGGGGGAAGCGCGAGUUGAGACGGAUACCGUUUCUCGCAAAGCUGAGAAACAGGACGUUACAGGACUUGAUAGACCUAUCCAAGAAAGGACAGCAUUUCGACAAGGUUCUCUUUCUCAACGAUGUCGUCUUCACGACAGACGAUGUGCUCAAGCUCCUCGGCACGAACGGCGGUGACUACGCUGCAGCUUGCUCGCUUGAUUUCUCGAAACCGCCACAGUACUAUGAUACAUUUGCACUGAGGGAUACAAAUGGACAGGCGCAUGCGAUGCCUACCUGGCCGUAUUUCAAGAGCAGUGUUUCGAGGAAUGCUCUUGUUAAUCACUUGGAUGCUGUGCCUGUUGCAAGCUGCUGGAAUGGAAUUGGCUGUGAAUGCUGCCUUAUCCACGCCGACAACCCCCUCUCCAAAACCAGAGGUGUAUACCUCAAUCCUCAUGUCCGCGUGGGCUAUAACCUACGCGCAUACCAAGCCGUGCAUCCCGAACAAGGCGCAUGGGUGUCAACAUGGCAGAUCUUCGCCGGUCUCUGGAUCAACCGCAUAAUGCGAUGGGUAUCAUCACCGUUUGACGCAUGGGUGGUCAGGGGACGUGUUGCGGAGUGGGAGAAAUUAGGGGGGAGAGAACCGGGCGAGUUUUGCCUGAUUAACGAGAUGCAGGUUCUUGUUGAACGAGGUUGGGCACAUGUUUAG